Messenger RNA from Mya arenaria, 1928 nucleotides. RefSeq lists its product as uncharacterized. The record is from RefSeq and is a predicted model, not a curated record. The transcript is spliced from 5 exons. Bases 210 to 1481 code for a protein of 423 amino acids. NCBI's taxonomy places the organism in Eukaryota, Metazoa, Mollusca, Bivalvia, Myida, Myidae.
AGCAAUAUUACAUCUAUCAUAAGCUUAUCAUUGUAUAUAUAUAUAUAUAUUGGAUAUAUUAGAUAAUUCAAAAGGAUAUAUUUUCUAACAAUUCAACAAUUAUGAGAUGAAAAGAUUGGAUGGUCUAUAGGUAUUGUGUAUUAAAGACUUAAAAGAAAAAUAAAGACUUUGGUAAUGAAUUAAAAAAUCUCAGGAUACUUAUUGAAGUUAUGUCAUCAGGAAAUAUAUCACCAAGAAGGCAACGUAUACAAGAAAAUGAGAUGCAACUUUCCUUAUCUCUUGGAGACGAUUCUGAAUGGACAGCAGUGGCUGCAGUCUAUAGAAAAUAUGCAGAUUACAUAAAGCAAAAUGUCCAACUGAAUAAAACACAUCUCGAGAAACUCCUUGCUGAAGUUAUAACUCAGAGAGAGUUUGAUAGUCUGUGUAGGAAGUCAGAUAAUGAAGCACUUGAUGAACUCCUUCAAGUCUUACCAAAGAAAGGCCCCCAUGGUUUCAAGGUGUUUGUGUUUGACAUUCUGUAUGAAGACUUCCGCGCUGUCGGGGAAUUCUUCGAUGAAAUGCUUCAUGCAGAAGUAGAAGCUAAAAAGACAGGCCGCUCACCCUCUUCUGAAUCUGACCUAUCUCCAAUGUCCCCCAUCAAUGCAGAGGCAUCUUCUACCAACUUUACCAUGCAGUCAAUAGUGCCACGAAGACAGAGCAGUAUGCCACAUACAAGGUCAAACGAAUACCCAGAGAGCCCCAUAGAUGUGCAGCAGAAACAAAUUAAAAGAAUAUUCAGCAUCAUGUGCAACAACGUGAACUACAGCCAAUUCAGCUGUCAGACACUGAAGCCAGCCACCCUCGACAAGGUAGAAGACCAUAUCAAAACAAUGCUGAAGCUUAUUGAUGAAUGUUGCAAGCAAAUGGAUUUACAGACGCAUUACAAGCCGCUAUUAACGGCAAUAAUCCAUCUGAAACUUGACAGAGACAAUAUAUACCGCAGAAGUAAAGAUAAUAAAACUACACUGGAAACACAACUGAGAAAUGAGAGGGACAAGAAUGAGAAGCUUGAAACAAAGGUAAAAGAGCUUGAAGAGUUCAAAACCGUCUUUGAAGGGCACACAGCAUUCAAAGGAAUGAGUCAAGAUCUUAAGAAGAUGAAACAAGAAAAUGAUAGAUUAACGGAUGAACUUGAAAAGGAAAAAGAGGAAAACAAACAGUUAUUAGGAACAGUGGAAAGCAUUCAAAAAGAGCGGGACACGUACAAGGAAAAAGCUACAAAGGCAGAAAGCGAACUGGAUAGAUAUAAGAAACUUGUUACAAGGCUGGAGAAAGACAAUGAAAAAUUAAAUGUAAAACUGAACACUCAUACUGACCAAACUUCAAAUGACACUCCAUCCUCUAGUUGGACAGUUACCAAUGACGAUAACAGGCCAAGUUCAAAACCGUACAGACCCCCAAAAAUAAAAAAGAAACGCCAACGUAAAAAGCACUUAGCUUAGUGAUAACAAAGGGUUAGAGAUUAACAAAAUCAAAAAGAAUAUAAAAACCAGCAAUAAGUAUUUAUUCUGCUAUAUACUAUAUAUAUAUAUAAAAAUUAUAAAUGUUUUAAAAGCAAUCAUGAAUUCUAACAUGUUUUUCACAAUAACAUGUUAAUCUGUCUUGUAUUAAACAAUUUCAUUUUCAUACAAUUCUUCUAACCUCAUUAUAAUUCCCUAAAAUAUAAAAAUGAUUGUUAAUUCCAUCUCUUAAUACAAGGAAUUUAUUUAAUACCUCAAAUUCCACUUAGCAGUUAAUUGCCUUUGACAUACAGUAAUUAAUUCCAUCAUCGAUAUCACUUGAUAAUGAUCAAAUCACCUUUCAUCAUUUAAAAAUGUUAAAAUUAUAUUUCAUUUGAAAUAAACAACACAUUAUCUAUGACAUAGAGGAUAUUUGUUUAUUUCAGUGUA